Molecule: messenger RNA, 582 nt
Organism: Neopelma chrysocephalum (saffron-crested tyrant-manakin)
Lineage: Eukaryota; Metazoa; Chordata; Aves; Passeriformes; Pipridae
Product: cytochrome c oxidase assembly protein COX14 homolog
Exons: 2
Coding region: 319-480 (53 amino acids)
Biological process (GO): mitochondrial respiratory chain complex IV assembly
Cellular component (GO): mitochondrion
Source: RefSeq, a predicted model, not a curated record
GUGGGAUAGGGAAGGACGAGACGGGAAGGGCGCUGCCGGCCCCGCUCGCCGCCGCCGUCCCGGAAGCCCGUGGUGCGGCCCGGCGGCGUCCCCGCCGUUCAAUACUAGGCCCGGUCUUACUGAAUAAAGCGUUGAUCGCCGACCCGAGCGGGUUUUUGGGGAUGCUGCGGGAGCGGCUGAUCCACGUGAAGGCUGGAGAACCGGGCGGAGAGAAGGCUAAUGAGCUGUUAGAAUUCAUUAGGAUAACCUAAUGAGGUUCCAGCAAGGGGUCCUGCACCCGGGGAGGAGCAACCCCAAGUACCAGCACUGGGCACAGCCAUGGUGUCGGGCAAGCAGCUGGCAGACUUUGGCUACAAGGCGUUCUCGGGCUCCAUGAUGCUGCUGACGCUGUACGCGGGGUACCUGUGCAGCGUCCGUGUCCAGAGGAUGCUCCAGCACCGCCGGGAGAGGGAGGAGAACGCGCCCGGACCCCAGAGCUGAGCCUGGGCUGGCACUGGCACCGGGCCUGGGAGCUGGGACCAGCCUGGCACUGGGCUUGGGAGCUGGGACCGGCCUGGCACCGGCCCCGUGCCCAGCCCUGGG